This is a messenger RNA of Acomys russatus (golden spiny mouse), 955 nucleotides long. RefSeq names its product olfactory receptor 502. Bases 2 to 955 code for a protein of 317 amino acids. The record is from RefSeq and is a predicted model, not a curated record. Lineage: Eukaryota; Metazoa; Chordata; Mammalia; Rodentia; Muridae. Gene Ontology annotation, molecular function: odorant binding; olfactory receptor activity; G protein-coupled receptor activity. Gene Ontology annotation, biological process: sensory perception of smell; G protein-coupled receptor signaling pathway. The transcript has a single exon. Gene Ontology annotation, cellular component: membrane.
CAUGGCUUUCCUGGAGAAUGGAAACCACACUGCAGUGACAGAGUUUGUUUUAUUGGGAUUAACAGAUGACCCCGUCCUUAGAGUCGUCCUCUUCACCAUCAUCCUGUGCAUCUACCUGGUGACUGUGUCUGGGAACCUCAGCACCAUCCUUCUCAUCAGAGUCUCUGCCCAGCUCCAUCACCCCAUGUACUUUUUUCUUAGCCACUUGGCUUUUGCUGACAUAGGCUACUCAUCUUCUGUCACACCCAAUAUGCUGGUCAACUUCCUGGUAGAGAAAAAUACCAUCUCCUACCUUGGAUGUGGCAUUCAGCUUGGCUCAGCUGUUUUCUUUGGGACAGUUGAAUGUUUUCUUCUGGCUGCCAUGGCUUAUGAUCGUUUUAUAGCAAUCUGUAGCCCAUUGCUUUAUUCAAGCAAAAUGUCCACACAAGUCUGUGUCCAGUUACUUGUAGGAUCUUAUAUUGGUGGUUUUCUUAAUGCUUCCUCCUUCACGUGUUCCUUCUUUUCACUACUUUUUUGUGGACCAAAUAGAGUCAAUCACUUUUUCUGUGAUUUUGCCCCAUUAGUAAAGCUCUCCUGUUCUGAUGUCAGUGUCCCUGCAGUUGUUCCCUCAUUCACAGCUGGAGCCAUCAUUGUGGUGACAGUGCUUGUCAUAGCUGUUUCCUACAUCUACAUCCUCGUCACCAUCCUGAAGAUGCGCUCCACUGAGGGUCGCCGCAAGGCCUUCUCCACCUGCACCUCCCACCUCACUGCAGUCACUCUGUUCUAUGGAACCAUCACAUUCAUCUAUGUGAUGCCCAAGUCCAGCUACUCCACAGACCAGAACAAGGUGGUGUCUGUGUUCUACAUGGUGGUGAUCCCCAUGUUGAACCCCCUCAUCUACAGCCUCAGGAAUAAUGAGAUUAAGGGUGCUCUGAAGAGACAGAUUGGUAGAAAAAUAUAUUUUAGAGGUAUUUGA